Chaetomium globosum CBS 148.51 is the source of this 408-nucleotide messenger RNA. RefSeq lists its product as uncharacterized. The transcript has a single exon. NCBI's taxonomy places the organism in Eukaryota, Fungi, Ascomycota, Sordariomycetes, Sordariales, Chaetomiaceae. The record is from RefSeq and is a predicted model, not a curated record. The annotation marks the transcript as partial.
AUGGCAUCGUUCGACGAAUUAUUUAUCCAACUACCCACGUUCCAGGCAGCGAUUUGUCGCGAGCACCACAGCGCAGUUACGGCCAAGUCGGCGGCGUCGCAUAUUAAUUUGCAGCACCGCCAUUUGGUCGCCAGCGUCCGGCAGCGCAUCGUGGAGGAGGCGUCGGCGUUGGGGGCCGACGGUGUGCUAGCCGCCGACGCGCAGAGCAUCCAGUUCCCCAGCGAGAUUAUACCCGCUAUUGAUGGAUUACCCGUUUGGCGCGAUGGCAAGAAAUGCGUACAUUGUGGGUAUAUCCGGCGUACGAGGUACCAUAUCCAGGAGCAUUGCCGGUCGGAGCACGGUUGGGCCAACCCGCGGAAACGCGGCGGCAAGCCCGGGGCAAGGCCGGCGGGCGGGUUAGGCGAGGCG